Molecule: messenger RNA, 649 nt
Organism: Carassius gibelio (silver crucian carp)
Lineage: Eukaryota; Metazoa; Chordata; Actinopteri; Cypriniformes; Cyprinidae
Product: dual specificity phosphatase 29
Exons: 2
Coding region: 88-561 (157 amino acids)
Biological process (GO): negative regulation of MAPK cascade; protein dephosphorylation
Cellular component (GO): cytoplasm
Molecular function (GO): MAP kinase phosphatase activity; protein tyrosine/serine/threonine phosphatase activity
Source: RefSeq, a predicted model, not a curated record
UCUGCUUCCUUUUUUCCGAGUUAUUACAGUGAAAGUGUUGUGUUCUUGUGCAGAGAGACGGCAAGAAACCGCGCCAAACUGAAAGGGAUGGGGAUUACUCACAUCCUGAAUGCUGCGGCAGUGGAGAAGAGCUUGAAGGUCUUGUCUGAAAUUCCAAGCAAGAAAAGCCUAAAAGGAAAGGUCAAUACAGGAGAGGCAUAUUACCAAGGCAGGAGCAUCAAUUACUAUGAUGUGCCUGCAGAAGACAAAUGCUCAUUUAACAUCAGCGAGUACUUCUUCCCAGCCGCACAGUUCAUCCACCAGGCCCUGAGUAACCCAGAGAAUAAGGUGUUGGUGCACUGCAAAAAGGGUCUCAGCCGCUCUGCCACACUUGUUCUGGCAUAUCUGAUGAUUUACCAUGACAUGAUGGUGGAGGAUGCCAUUGACCAUGUCAUGGAGGCGAGAGACAUCAGGCCCAACAUAGGCUUCUUGAAGCAACUGACAAUCCUCAAUUCAAACCUCAAAAGUCAGCGGAUACUACAGUUAAAAAAACAGAUCAAAGUUGAAAAAGAAACGGAUUAAAAACACUUGAUGCAAAAUAAAAACAAAUAUGUAAAACAGUUUGUCUAAAUUUUAUUAAAUUGAGCAUUAUUUCUUAAGUCCUGUGGAG